Messenger RNA from Tyto alba (common barn owl), 3458 nucleotides. RefSeq names its product DNA cross-link repair 1C (gene DCLRE1C). NCBI's taxonomy places the organism in Eukaryota, Metazoa, Chordata, Aves, Strigiformes, Tytonidae. Gene Ontology annotation, molecular function: damaged DNA binding; 5'-3' DNA exonuclease activity. Bases 14 to 2167 code for a protein of 717 amino acids. The transcript has 14 exons. The record is from RefSeq and is a predicted model, not a curated record. Gene Ontology annotation, biological process: interstrand cross-link repair; double-strand break repair via nonhomologous end joining; protection from non-homologous end joining at telomere.
CCCGCCCGUCGCCAUGAGCCGGUUUGGGGGUCGCGUGCGCGAGUACCCCGCCGUCUCCAUCGACCGCUUCGAUCACGACAACCUGCGCGCGCGCGCCUACUUCCUCUCGCACUGCCACAAGGAUCACAUGAAGGGGCUGCGGGCGCCCGCUAUGAAGAGGAGGCUGGAGGGCAGCUUGAAAGUUAAAUUAUACUGUUCUCCAGUAACUAAGGAAUUGCUGUUGACUAACUGGAAAUACAAGUUUUGGGAGAAUCACGUUGUUGCAUUGGAAGUUGAAACUCCAACUCAGAUUUCUUUAGUAGAUGAAACAUCUGGUGAGAAAGAAGAUAUAGAGGUGACACUUCUACCAGCUGGCCACUGUCCUGGAUCAGUCAUGUUUUUGUUUGAAGGUGAAAACGGCACUGUGCUGUAUACAGGGGAUUUCAGGCUUGCAAAAGGAGAAGCAGCCAGAAUGGAGCUUUUGCAUUCAGGAACCAGAGUAAAAGACAUCCAGAGUGUGUAUUUGGACACUACUUUUUGUGAUCCCAAAUUUUAUCAUAUACCAAGCCGGGAAGAAUGUUUAAAAGGGAUCUUAGAGUUAGUGCGAAGCUGGACCUCACUGACUCGCUAUCAUGUUGUGUGGCUGAAUUGUAAAGCUGCUUACGGAUAUGAAUAUUUAUUCAUAAACCUCAGUGAGGAACUUGGAAUCAAGGUGCACGUGAACAAACUUGAUAUGUUCAGAAACAUGCCCGAAAUCCUCUACCAUGUUACUACAGAUCGACGCACUCAGAUUCACGCCUGCAGGCAUCCUCAGGAAGAUGAGUGCUUUCGAGGGAACAGACUGCCCUGUGGGAUAACUUGCCAAAAUGGAACUCCCUUGCACGUAAUCAGCAUCAAACCCUCCACUAUGUGGUUUGGGGAAAGGAUCAAGAAAACCAAUGUAAUAGUGAGGACUGGAGAGAGUACCUACAGAGCUUGUUUCUCUUUCCACUCUUCAUACAGUGAGAUAAAGGAUUUCCUGAGCUAUAUCCGUCCUGUGAAUGUGUAUCCCAAUGUACUGCCAGUGGGUGGGACAGAAGACAAAGUUGUGGAAAUAUUAAAGCCAUUAUGCAGGUCGUACAGGAGAAAUGUGGAACCCAGGUACAAGCCCUUAGGAACCCUGAAAAGAGUCCACAAGAGAGACUUAUCUGAUACAGAUGAAGAUGAUCUUUUUGAUUCAGAAUUAACUUCUGCAAGGCCUAAAAUUCCAAAACAGCAGAAAGGAGAGAGCAGGCGCUCCAGCACAGGACAAUCUGAAAAUGCUGAAGGAAACAUCAAUGUAAUUAACGUUACAGAAAGUUACAAAUGGACCACAACUUACGUCUCCCUCAACAUAGACUUCAUGGACUGUGAGGAAUCAAAUGAUGACGGUGAUGAAGAUGACGAAGAAGAAUCGGAAAAAAGUACAGUUCAAGUUCUUUCCCAUGAGCCAGAUGCCACUUCCACAUCAAAUUUCAACAGAGUAACUAGUGACCAACAGGAGUCUAAUGCCGAUGUCCCUCGCUGGGAUGCAUUUUUUAGGUGUCAUGGACUAGAAGAGAGCUCUGAAAAUGAGGACAACUUCCCAUCUUCAGCAGAUGCUGGUGGGUCCCAGUCACUCUUCAGUGAUUCAGAUGGAGUAAGUGACUCCACACACAUCUCCUCCCAAAAUUCUUCUCAGUCAACACACAUAUCGGAGCAGGGGAGCCAGGGCUGGGAUAGCCAAAUGGACACAGUACUCAUUACCUCUCAGGAGAGAAACGCCUUGGACUUGAGCUGCUUCAGCAAAGGUGGGAGCAGAACUGUUGUUCCUGCCUGGCAGGAGCCGGCCAAAGCCAGUCAGCCUGACAGCAGCAGGCAGAUGCCACUGGGUCAGAACAGAUCUUGCGCCUCCGAUGGUGCCUGUGACUUGAAAAGCAAAGACCGUGAGGCAGAUGCAGAAGCUGGCACUGCUCGUGUUCAAGACGUGCUGGUGGAAAUAAGCGACAGCUCCAGGACUCCUGAUCUAGAGCUGAGGAGGAACUCCCAGAGCUCCUCCGACUUUGAAAUUCCCUUGACUCCUGAUGCUGAAGCGCCUCAGCCAGAUAAACUGCACCAUUUAUAUAAGAAGCUAGCAGCAGGUGAAAGCAUACUCAAUGAGAAAAAGUCUCCUGAAGACAGCUAUAGCUGAUUACAUCAUGAUAACAAAUACUGAAAUUUUUUUAUUAAACCCUGAAUUACUUUUUAGUGCCGAUUCCUAUCUGUAGCUAUGCUAAUUCAUGCAAUUUUUUCAGAAAUAUCCUAAUGUCAGAACUAGGAAUUUGCAGCCUCUGUAACUUUAUUGUUCCUUCCAUGAAAUGCUGAAAAGGAAGGAUUCGUAGGAGGGACUGUAAAAGCCUUCUACCCUUCUCCUGAGGUUCACUUCUCCAGGACUGCAAGUAGACAAAAAAUGGACCAGACAAAACUAAGGGUAGAACACUAAAUGAAAUUUAGUGUUGCUUUUUAUCAUAAGCUCUAAGAGUUUGAUGUAUAUACAUGAUCUCAGGUUUUAACAAAAUACCGCAUUGUUGUUUUUAAAAAAUCAUCAAAAUUACUGAGAGGUGGUGUGUGUAGUUUUUUUUUUUUUUUUUAAUUGUUCUUUUCGAGCAGUCUGUCUUCACACUGAGCAAGUGUUGUCAUCUGAUUUGAACUCCUGAAUGAGGUACUGUACACCACUGUCUAUGUUUAAAUUUAAGUCAUUGCAAACAACUUGGUGUUUUGGUUUGUUCUGCAUUGGUUUUCAGACCAACUUAAAAUCCUGCGGCAUGUGGUUCCGAAGCCACCAGCCGUAGCCUGCUCCGGGAGCCAACUCACAGCAACAGAAGCGAACCUGUUCUCACAGACAGGCUCUUCUCUUACAUUACCAAAUUCCACCUCUGCAACAUUCUGCUGGCUUCACUGGAUUUUGACGUGUUUAGAUUUCUUUUUUAAAUCAAGACAAUCGAUUCUCUCUGCACAUGUGCCAUCAUAACUCUGCCAACAGUCUUAGCUUCUAAAAUGGAAAUGCAAGUCACUUUUCUGUUAAACUGCAGUGCCUACAAAAAUGCCUAAACAGCAGAAGUCAUCUAAAAAUCCAUGGGGUUUCCCAGCCAUGUGGUCUUACAUCCCAAAGAAUUACCCAGAUGUUUAUUAUGACAGCCUUCCCCUCCACGUGUGUCUUCAGUCUUUCUGCCAUCUUUAGCGACAGGCGAACGUUAAACCAGUCAGCAUUCUGCUAUUUGGAACAGAGGCAGGAGGGGAGGGGGGUAAAAAAGAACAAAAAUUGCUUAUUAUCUAUUGAGGAUAUUCAAGUCAAUGUAUUACUUCACUGUCACCUUUGCCCACUGUUCCUGGGAUUUGUUAAUAGAAUUUCCAAAUGUGGUCUACCAAAUUCUUUCUUUUUAGCAAGCUUGAGUGAGAGAAACUGCUAACUACCUCUGUGAAUAAAGUCAUACAGAGCAGAA